GGCGCGAAGCGGCGCAGGACACACCCGGGCGCCCAGCCCGGCCGCGCCUCUUCAGCCGCGGGCUCGCUGCUGCCGCCCCGCCGCUGACAGGAGCGCGACCGCCCCUGUUCUCGCCCUGUCAGCCGGGCAGUAGCCCCCGCCCCUGUGACGCCGUCUCGUGCCGGCCACUGGGCCCGGCGGAGACUGCACAUAAGGCUUUGCGGGGCCCGCUCGCUGCUGCAGCAACGUCGAGUUGUGCUUCGCUGUUACGGCGAGCCGGGGCCUCUCGCUUUACCGCAGAGCCAGAAUGCGGGGACUGGUGGUCGCUGUUCUUCUGUUGCAGAGCAUCGCCGGCUCGGGCGCGUUCGCCAGAGGGAGGAGGAACGUGGACCCCGAAACGAACAUGAACAUUAGUCAAAUUAUUACUUUCAGAGGAUACCCUAGUGAGGAGUACGAAGUGACAACAGAAGAUGGAUAUAUCCUUUCCAUUAACAGAAUUCCUUAUGGAAGAAAAGACUAUGAAAGGAGUAAAGGUCCAAGGCCUGCCGUGUUUCUGCAGCAUGGUUUGCUUGCAGAUGCCAGCAAUUGGAUCACAAACUUGGAUUACAACAGCCUUGGCUUUAUGCUGGCAGAUUCUGGCUAUGAUGUAUGGCUCGGAAACAGCAGAGGGAACACCUGGUCCAGAAAACACACACACUUCACAGUGAAGCAAGAAGAAUUCUGGGUUUUCAGCUUUGAUGAAAUGGCUAAGUAUGACAUUCCAGCCUCAGUGGACUUUAUUUUGAAGAAAACUGGCCAGGAACAAGUGUUUUACGUUGGUCAUUCACAGGGCACCACAAUGGCUUUCAUUGCUUUUUCAACUUUGCCACAGCUGGCUAAGAAAAUCAAAAUGUUCUUUGCCUUGGCACCAGUAGCUACAGUCAAGUUUGCCACUAGCCCUCUGGCAAAAUUAGGAGUGUUUCCUGACCUGCUACUCAAGGACAUGUUUGGAAAGAAGCAAUUCCUCCCUCAGAAUUUUUUGCUGAAGUGGCUUGCUACCCAUGUUUGCACUCACAGAAUACUUGAUGACCUUUGCGGCAACCUGUUCUUUCUUCUGUGUGGUUUUAAUGAGAGAAACUUGAAUAUGAGUCGAGUGGAUGUGUAUUCAGCACACUGUCCUGCAGGGACAUCUGUACAAAACAUGAUCCACUGGAGCCAGGCUGUGAAGACUGGGGAACUCAAAGCUUAUGACUGGGGAAGCAAGGCUGCAAAUACAGCUCACUACAACCAGUCUACUCCCCCUUUCUACAAAAUAAAAGAGAUGACUGUACCAACUGCGGUGUGGACUGGUGGGCAUGACUGGCUGGCAGACCCAAAGGAUGUUGCUAUGCUGCUCACUCAAAUCACAAACUUGGUUUACCACAAAAAUAUUCCAGAAUGGGAACAUUUGGAUUUCAUCUGGGGCCUUGAUGCACCUUACCGCAUGUAUAAUGAAAUAAUUAACAUGAUUAGGAAGUAUGUCUAAACUAACAUGGUAUUUCAGAGUCAUAGCUCACCACUCAAAGCUCACCAGAAAUUCAUCUUUUUGGAACAUAUGCUUUUCUGUCAGUAAUGCUACAUUGUUUAUUUAUGAUGCAUUUUUAAAAUGCCAGCAAUGACCACUGAAUUAGAUUCAUAUUUGGUUAGUUUUUUCUCAAUGUUAUUUCUCUCUCCUGCAUAAAUCCUCAGUGUACCCUGCUGAUUUUGCACACACCAGCAUGGUACUCGAAAAACAGCAGUGUGGCUUUGCAGAAAAGGAGUAUGUCAUGUGCAUAUAAAUUUAGUGACAUGUCUGAAAGACAAGUUAGUUCAUCCAGCACCUCAGGUGCUUGACAGUUAAAGCAAUAAAUACUUUACUGUCCAUAAAAGACACUGCCGUUUCUCAGUACAUUGCCAUUUCUGAAUACCUGUCAGAAAUACUCCUUGUACUGCAGUGACCCAUUUGCUGCUGGUCCAUUAAAAAGCACUUAAUGACUUCAUUAUUUGAGCCAUCACAUACAACCUAGCUACAUUAGAUGAUUUUCAAUAUUGCCCAGAAGAACUGCCAUGAAACCAGAGAAGAUCAUCACUGUCAGUUGAAAUCUACUGUUUUGGUAGUGAUUAAUUGCUGCAUUUUUUCUUGAUUUAAUGCUGAUGCCUUUCAUGUUUCACAUACCAGCUAUGGAUAAGGAUCAUUGCAGGAAUCUGCAAGGGCAAGUAAAGAGAAGUAGUUGAAAGUAGUACCACUUUCAGAUAGCUUUGUCAGUAGGUUAUGGCUUUCAAGGACAAUGAUACUUGUGUUUUGUUUUCUUUGCACUGACCACUAAAAAACAAGCUCCUCAGUAUACUACUGAUGAGGGAAGAGCCAAAGCAUUAAUUUUAUAGCUUGAGUGACUUAAUUUGCAUGGACUUUUCCCUUUACUUAUCUGCUGCUUUAAAGGUAUGUUUACUUCUUAGCUUGUGGUGCUUGCCACUGUUGUGUUCAGGAACCACACAACAUCCUGGUGAAGCCUGGCAGUAUUAAUGGCAGUCUCCAUUUGUUUCACUUUCCACCUCAAAGGGUGACUAAGCCCCCCUUUAAUGGGGGAAAGGAAUCGCAUCUGCUUUAAGGGUCUGACUUUGGAGCUGUGAUUCUCUGUGGUAUAGGUGCCUUGCUCUUUUCAUUGAUUAUGCAGAAGACUUCGGCUCCUCUGAAUUACACAAAAGUUCCAUACCAAAUGCAGAUAUGCAAACAACCUCCAGAGUCAGUUGCCUCAGUCCAGAUCAUCUCUGUGCCAUGCUUGGAUUCAACACAGAUUUCUCUCAGUAAUCCCAACAAGAUAAAACCCCUUUUCAACAUGGCAUAGAAAAUAGUGCAUUUUAAACUGAGGCAAACUUUCUUUUUUUUUUAAUAAAAAAAAAGAGCAAAACUAUGCAUAAACCAAAAAUUAGGUUGUUUGUGUGUUUUUUUUUUUUUUUUUUUUUUUUUUGUAGUUCCUAAUUCAGACUCAGGGAAUCCUCAGGCUUUGUUUAAGGAAAAAGUGAUUCAUCCUAUUUCAGUUGUGAUUCCUAUCAGGGCCUCCAAGUUUGCUUUAUAUUUGUAGCAGCCGUAUUUGCUCCACCUUGCUGUGCUGAAAGGAAGUUUCUGUUGGAAUCUAAAGUGGCUGACUUAGUGGUUGUGAGGGAAUGUGAUACAGCAAGAGCUGUGUGCAUCAUGUUUGUUAAGCUUGAAAUAUUUCAAUAAACAAGAUUGCUGCUUGGAGUUCA
This is a messenger RNA of Pezoporus occidentalis (night parrot), 3222 nucleotides long. RefSeq names its product putative lysosomal acid lipase/cholesteryl ester hydrolase. The coding region runs from base 287 to 1483 and encodes 398 amino acids. The transcript is spliced from 9 exons. Lineage: Eukaryota; Metazoa; Chordata; Aves; Psittaciformes; Psittacidae. Gene Ontology annotation, molecular function: hydrolase activity, acting on ester bonds. The record is from RefSeq and is a predicted model, not a curated record.